Adineta steineri is the source of this 651-nucleotide messenger RNA. NCBI's taxonomy places the organism in Eukaryota, Metazoa, Rotifera, Eurotatoria, Adinetida, Adinetidae. The record is from the annotation of a GenBank genome assembly.
AUGUUAGGAGCUACAGCAGAUUCAACAGAAGUUAGUGUUGGUUGUUUUUCUAGUGAUUCCUAUGUUGUAUUAAAUAAUGGUGAACAAAAAUCAAUUGAUUUUCUUGAAACAGGUGAUAAAAUUCUUGCUGUUAAUCAUUUAAAAGUUAAUUCCAGUGAAAUGUUUCUUAUGUUAGAUAAAGAAACAUCAAAAUUAGCAUUAUUUUAUACAUUUCAUACAGCUUCUAAUCAUCAUAUUAGUUUAACAGGUCUUCAUUUAAUUCCAAUUAUUUUAUCGAAUAAUAAAAUUAAAUAUAUUGCGGCUAGAAAUGUUAAAUUAGGUGAUCAAUUCUAUGUACUUAUCAAUGGUCAAUUAAAAUCUUCUCCAGUUGUAAAUAUUACAAUUGAAUCUAAAAAUGGGUAUUUUGCUCCAUUAACUAUGACAGGAACAAUAUUAGUUAAUAAUGUCUAUGCUAGUUGUUUUGCAUCUGUAAAAAAUCAUGAAUUAGCACAAAUAUUUAUGACACCUUUUCGUUGGUAUUAUCAAUUUGCUAAUUUUAUUUCUAUAACUGAACCAUUUAAUAAUAAUAAUCGAACAAAUGGAAUACAUUGGUUUGUUAAACUUAUUUAUCAACUUGCAAUUUAUAUACAACCUUCAAAUUUACAACUUUGA